AUAUCUCAAUUACCCUAUAAUUUUAAAUUUAGGGACGUAUUUAUAUUUUCCCGUUUCUCGUUUAACAAUUUCAAUUUGAUUUCACUGGUUUCGACAGCCAAAACAUCAGCAAGAGGCGUUCGCUCUCUGUCAGCUUGAUUUCAUUGAGGAUAACCUAUAAGAAGAAUUCUACCUAGAAGUUCCAAAAGAUUGAGAUUUUACAGAGACCAUCUCUCUUAAGAACAGUGCCAUGAAUGAUCGUCAAAAAUCUUUCAUUCUCUACUCCUCGACUAACUUCCCACUUCCUCAAGGAGUAAGGCUAUCAUAUGGGACAGCUGGGUUCAGGGCGGAUGCAUCAAUCCUCCAAUCAACAGUAUUUAGAGUCGGGAUUUUAGCAGCUCUUAGAUCUUUAAAGACCCAAUCAGUGAUUGGCUUGAUGAUCACUGCAUCACACAACAAAGUCAGUGAUAAUGGAGUCAAAGUUGCUGAUCCGAGCGGUGGUAUGCUCAUUCAAGACUGGGAACCCUUUGCUGAUGCAAUUGCUAAUGCUGCCACUCCUAUAAACCUUGUUCAGUUGAUAGAUGAAUUUGUAAAGAAGGAAAACAUACUUUUUGAUGGAGCGAGGUCAGCAGAGGUUUUGCUGGGAAGAGACACAAGGCCUAGUGGCCUAUUUCUCAUUGAAGCUGCUAAACAAGGAGUUAAUUCAAUUGUUGGAGCUCUUGCUCUUGACAUGGGAAUUUUAACAACUCCACAGCUACACUGGAUGGUGCGUGCAAGAAAUAAGGGGAUGAAAGCUACUGAAGAUGAUUAUUACGAGCAGCUUUCUAGCUCAUUCAGGUGCUUGACUGAUUUGAUUCCAAAUGGACACAAGAUCAAUGAAGUGGAUGACAGAUUGGUGGUGGAUGGGGCUAACGGUGUUGGUGCAGAAAAAAUUCAAGUUUUAAUGAAGAAGUUGAAUGGUUUGCUUAUUGAGGUUCGCAAUACUGGGAAAGGAGGUGUCCUCAAUGAAGGAGUUGGUGCUGAUUUUGUUCAGAAAGAAAAGUUUUAUCCACAAGAAUUUGGUCCCGAAGAUGUUGGGAUAAGGUGUGCGAGUUUGGAUGGAGAUGCUGAUCGACUUGUUUAUUUCUCUGUGCCAUCAAGUGAUAGCAGCACAAUUGAUCUUGUUGAUGGGGACAAGAUACUAUCUUUGUUUGCUGUAUUCAUCAAGGAGCAGUUGGCUGUUCUUAACACAGAGGGAGAGGAGAAGAUCAGUGACGAUUAUCAAGCUCGUGUCGGUGUUAUACAAACAGCUUAUGCAAAUGGAGCAUCGACAUAUUACCUCAAACAAUUGGGCUUAGAAGUGGUCUUUACCCCAACAGGAGUAAAAUACUUACAUGAGAAAGCUGCUCAGUAUGAUAUUGGAAUCUAUUUUGAGGCCAAUGGCCAUGGUACCAUCCUGUUCUCAGAAAGCUUCUUAUCUUGGUUGGAGGAAAGGUGUAAUGAGCUGUCUUCCAAAAACAAAGAUUCAGAACAGCAUAAAGCUGCUUUGAGACUGCUAGCUGUUAGUAGGCUGAUCAACCAAGCUGUUGGGGAUGCUUUAAGUGGUUUGCUAUUGGUGGAAGCCAUUUUACGACACAUGGGCUGGUCAAUACAUAAGUGGGCUGAACUUUAUCAAGAUUUACCAAGCAGACAGAUCAAGGUCAGAGUUGUUGACAGAACUGCUGUUGUCACAACAAAUGCAGAGACCGUGGUUGUGAAACCCCUCGGCAUUCAAGAUGCCAUUAAUGCACAAGUUGCAAAAUACUCCCAUGGCCGAUGUUUCAUACGACCAUCUGGUACGGAGGAUUUUAUACGUGUAUAUGCUGAGGCAUCAACACAAGAAGAAGCAGACAGCCUUGCAGGGUCUGUAACAAAGCUUGUGGAUCAGUACCUAGGAUUUUAUGGCUCCAGAUAGGAUUUGUUUUUAUUCACUCCAACAUGAUGACCUACAUUGCCACGAAAGCAAAUCAGAAGGUUUAUAUCAUUGAUCAUCCUGGAUAUUUGAGGUCAUUUACCACAUACUUUUGGUUUUUUGGUCUUUUGAGAUCGUAAAAUUGCAGAUACUAACGCUGUGUUCCAGUAAUUUGUCACCAUACUUUCAAUAACAGUUUUACAGAUUUGAUUAGUACACUUUAUGGUCUCGGAGACUAGUCAAAUUUGCAAUGAGAAAAUAGGCAUGUUUUUGUAUGCUGAGAAUUUACGAUCCAUUUGCCGAUUAUAUAUUGAUGCCGAGAGUUGUACUUCAGAAA
Jatropha curcas is the source of this 2246-nucleotide messenger RNA. RefSeq names its product phosphoglucosamine mutase-like protein (gene DRT101). The record is from RefSeq and is a predicted model, not a curated record. NCBI's taxonomy places the organism in Eukaryota, Viridiplantae, Streptophyta, Magnoliopsida, Malpighiales, Euphorbiaceae. Gene Ontology annotation, biological process: carbohydrate metabolic process; UDP-N-acetylglucosamine biosynthetic process. Gene Ontology annotation, molecular function: phosphoacetylglucosamine mutase activity.